This is a messenger RNA of Dicentrarchus labrax (European seabass), 1511 nucleotides long. It is a transcript of the gene znhit3, whose product is annotated as zinc finger, HIT-type containing 3. Gene Ontology annotation, biological process: snoRNA localization; box C/D snoRNP assembly; maturation of LSU-rRNA from tricistronic rRNA transcript (SSU-rRNA, 5.8S rRNA, LSU-rRNA). Bases 908 to 1351 code for a protein of 147 amino acids. The record is from RefSeq and is a predicted model, not a curated record. Lineage: Eukaryota; Metazoa; Chordata; Actinopteri; Moronidae. Gene Ontology annotation, molecular function: protein binding. Gene Ontology annotation, cellular component: nucleus; pre-snoRNP complex. The transcript has 5 exons.
AUCUGAACGCAAGUUGGAUUUCUGAUGUUGAUCGUGGCCAAGUGUCUCUGCCUUCCCUGACCCAGUGAAUGGAUUGCUGUGACAACGCAAAUAUGUCCUUUAAUCAGUGAUGAAACAGUUCUCCAUCCCAUUCUCUACCCUGUAACAAGACCUCCUGCUCUCAAGUUACAGCUGUGCAAGAAUAGUUUGUGUUGAGCUAGGUCAGUGGUUUAUGCUUGAUAAACAUACAUAGUCAUUUCUGUGGGUGCUUAAGAUAUUUUAUUGUAUUUUGAUUCAAUAAAAACUGAUGUUAAGUAAACCACCUUGGAUUGUUUUGUUUUCUAUCCCUCAUAACUGAUAAUAAAGACAGUUCAGUUGUGUUAGUGUUAAGUAGGCUGCAUAACACGUUUGUCUCUGUUUUGCUUUUACAAUUUCUGCAAAAGCAGAAUGUGUCUUCCUCCUCCUCCUCCUCCUCCUCCCCCCCUCCUGUCAGUGUCAAGUGUUUUCUCAGGGGGAAUGAGAGCCUGCUGCACGCACAUCCAGGCACCAAGGCCAAACAGCAGUGCUUUCAGAAAUGCUCAAGGAUAUGGCCUGCAGCCCAGAGAGAGAUUUUUUUUUCUUUUGUUGUUGUUUUUUGUGAGAACUAAGCAGACAAUACAACAUAUCUGCAGAUUGUGGAAAGUACCCUGCAGUGAUCACAUUACAUAAAUAUAUGACGAAUACAAGAGGCUCGCAAAUACUUGCCAGUAUAUGGGAUUUUACAACUGUUGGUAUACUGGGUGAUUUUUAGGUAAAUAUACCUGCUUUUAUUCUGAAGAACCCAUUGCACAACCGGAAGUGAUAGCACGCACUUCCUGGUUUUCACACAUGUAUGAGCUGCCUCUAAGUGUACUCAUUUGUUCGUUAUUUAUUUUGUCUACCCGCUAACAUGCAGAUCUGCAGUGUGUGCAGCGAACAGACGCCGAAAUACAGAUGUCCAACCUGCAACAUAAGAUAUUGUUCACUUGGCUGUUACAAAAGGCAUAAAGACACUUGCCUUCCUGUUAAGCAGCCUACACCUAUUGAACCUGAAGUCAAGGAUGCUUUCAACACUGAGCCGUGGACUGUUGAGGAUCUUCUGCAUGAGAAUGACAUCACUGACAAAGUGUCCCUGCAGAGGCUCCAGCUGUUAGGUCAGUCAAAAGAGCUGAGGGAUCUUCUUUGCAACCCCCAUCUGAGACAGUUAUUACGCUCUGUUGACAGUGCAGACGGCAAAUAUGAUGUAAUGAAGACUGCCAUGCAGGAGCCUCUGUUUGUUGAAUUUUCAGAUCAGUGUUUGAAAAUUGUAGAAAAUGAACAGAGAUAUUUUACAUCCAAUGAAGCUGAUUUGUAAAACCAUACCUAUCAGAUGGUGCCCUUUUUUUAAAUAUAAAAUGCCUCACUGUGCUACGCGUAUUGUGUAGUUACUAUCAUUUUUGUUGAUCUAACUUCCUGUGCCAUGUCAUGCUACCGUUUGUGUAUAAUAUUCAAAUAAACGUUGAAAUGUUUUGAAA